Molecule: messenger RNA, 483 nt
Organism: Hyalella azteca
Lineage: Eukaryota; Metazoa; Arthropoda; Malacostraca; Amphipoda; Hyalellidae
Exons: 2
Coding region: 1-483 (160 amino acids)
Source: RefSeq, a predicted model, not a curated record
AUGGGUAGAGAAGCUCUGGGCAAUGAUUCUGGAAUACGGAUAUCAGUAUGGCAGCCGCGACACAAGACCCUCUGCGCUGACCUGGAAAAUGUCCAGAGAAGGGCGACCAAACUGAUCGCAAGUCUCAAAGACAAGCCUUACCAGGAGCGUUUGGUAGCUUUGGGCCUGCCUAGCUUGGAGCACCGCAGACUGAGAGGGGAUAUGAUUGAUGUCUUCAAGUAUGUCCAUGGAGCCUAUGAUGCCGACCGGCCGAAGCUGCAUCCUCACCGCGGAAGGGAUACACAAGGUAAUAGCCUGAAGCUCGCCAAAGAACGCAGUAUAAGAAAUGUGAGAUCAAGCUUCUUCUCCCAGAGAGUGCUGUCAGUAUGGAACGGCCUUCCGGACAGCGUCGUAACUGCCCCCUCUGUGAGCGCUUUCAAGAGCAGGCUUGACAGUUGCUGGGCGGACCGACCGGGCCUUUUCGAUCCUGAGUGCUACCAUUAG